Molecule: messenger RNA, 1085 nt
Organism: Neohortaea acidophila
Lineage: Eukaryota; Fungi; Ascomycota; Dothideomycetes; Mycosphaerellales; Teratosphaeriaceae
Exons: 1
Coding region: 192-818 (208 amino acids)
Source: RefSeq, a predicted model, not a curated record
AGAAUCGUGGGGCGGGAAGGGUAGCACGAGAGGUGGUGUCUCGUUGUAAGGGGAGACACAUGCACAGAGACGAUACGAGACGAGACGAUACGAGACGAGGGCCCGCGGUUCCCUAAACGGGAGGCGCUCAGAGGUCAGAUCCGUGUGUGAGGGAGGGGCCGAAGAUCUGCACGGCCCUCGCAGGUCGAGGGAUGAAGGGUAGCUUGAGGCAAGGUAAGACACGGAGCCAGCUGCGAUCAUCAGUGGGAAAUGGGAAGAAUAGCAAGACACGGGCGAGGCGUGUGCAAGCGUGUAGCAGUCGAGGCGGCAGGAGCGAAAGGCGUGGAUUUGGCGAGAUGAGCGAUGAUUGCGUGCAGGCAGCGCGCGGUGCUGGAGGCGAGUGGAGUGGGUCGCUUCAAUCAUCAUUCUCCCUUCACCCCCGUCCGUCGGGCGGGCGUCUAGCGCGCGGCGGUGCUAGCGUGGCGGCGUGCUGCUGCUGGGCUGGCGGGCGGGCGUGCCGUUUCGAGGGUGCAGCAGCGUGCAGGCCAGGCAAUCCAGCCGUACAGUGCGUGCGUGCGUGCGCUGACCGGACGUGUCUCUCCAACCUUCACCCUCGCUCGUUUCGCUCCCCUUCUUUAUCUAUCCCCCUCCCUCCUCCUCCCCUCCUCACCCCCCUCCUGCCAUGGAGUCUUGAUUCCUCUCGUCAUCCCCAGGAGUUGUGUUUGUCAAAGACCGUGUUCGCUUUGCCAACCAUCUCUUCCCUCCUCUCCUCCCUCUCCUGGACCCCGACACACACCACCUCCGUGUCUUGCCGUCCACCUCGACCGCUGGUAUCGUGACCUCUGACACUCUUGUUUGAGACUGUCUCAGGUACCCGUCAGCGUCGAUCCGCUUUUUGCCGAACGGAACUCUCCCUCUUCGUUGAUCGUAGAGUGCCUCGACCGAGUCCUGCUCCUUCAUCCACCUCACACCACCACCGUCAUCACCUCGAACCCACCUCCUCCGCUCGUCAGCACCACCAUUCUCGAAUUGCAAAAGGUAAGCUGAUGGUGUGAUGUUCAUGUGUGUGUGUUGAAGAGCUGGAAUUCCUCCACACCCGGUUGCAC